CUUAUAUACGCAGUGUUCAACAUGACAGGUAGUACACAGAAAGGUAAACAGAUCAUCAGUAUCAUUUUAAAGAUACUAAUCGUCUUCGGCUUCCUAUACCUGUUCAUCUGUGCACUAGGAUUUCUAGGAAAUGCCUUUAAACUACUGGGGGGGAAGACUGCUGGAAAGGCAUUCCGUGAGAAUGACCUCCUGUCCAACCCCGUGGCUGGUCUCAUGAUAGGUGUCCUAGCUACUGUACUGCUUCAGAGUUCCUCAACCACCACCUCCAUCAUCGUCACCAUGGUUGGAUCCGGAAUUAUUCCAACUAUGACUGCCAUCCCCAUGGUGAUGGGAGCCAAUAUCGGUACCUCUGUUACAAACACACUUGUUGCUCUGGCACAAUUUGGGAAUCGCGAGGAGUUCCGAAGGUCAUUUGCUGGUGCAACAGUCCAUGACAUGUUCAAUUGGAUGACAGUUAUUAUACUACUACCGUUAGAGGUCGCCACCCAUUAUCUCUACAGGCUCACUGGCGUCAUCAUCAACAGUCUGGACCUUUCUAAAUCUUCUGGAAAGAAACGUGACAUCCUGAAAGCUAUUACAAAGCCCUUCACAAACCUCGUUGUAAAGGUAAAUAGCAAAGUCAUUAAGGAAAUUGCCGUGGAGAAGGCUGGGGCGGAGGAAAAGAGUGUCCUCAAGCGGUGGUGUAAGACACUGAGGGUUGAAGUUAAUACAUCAACAGACCAUGGUCCCUACCCCAGAAAUACAAAACUGGGUAAAACACUACGUGAGAAAAAAGCUGAUUUUAAUCAAACCCAAAACGUAUCAGAAAUGGUGGUCAAAUUUGAAACAGUCAAUUUGGAAAGAUGUGAUAAUCUGUUAGCCCUGACAGACCUGGACGACAGCGCCGCUGGUGCCCUCCUCAUGGUGAUAUCCUUUGGCCUUAUCAUCGUCUCCCUCAUCGUCAUCGUCAAACUCCUCAACUCCAUGUUAAAGGGCUCAGUGGCAAAGGUGGUGAAGAAAAGCAUCAACUCGAACUUUCCAGGGAAAUUUUCCUUCCUUACUGGUUACGUGGCGAUCAUGAUAGGAACAGGUAUGACAAUGAUAAUUCAGAGCAGUUCCGUUUUCACCUCAAUCCUCACACCACUUGUCGGUGUGGAGGUAGUCUCGCUGGACCGGAUGUUUCCACUGACGGUUGGGGCAAAUAUUGGCACAACUAUAACAACAAUCAUGGCAUCACUGUCCCUUCCCGCCGAACAGAUCCCACACUCCCUCCAGGUCGGACUCUGUCACCUGUUCUUCAAUGUCUCCGGAGCUGUCCUAUUUUAUCCUGUCCCGUUGAUGAGGAAGAUUCCGAUCGGUUUGGCAAAGAUACUUGGCAAUGUGACGUCACGAUACCGCUGGUUCUCUUUCUUUUAUAUAGUUGUGGCGUUCUUUCUCGUGCCCGGUACUGUAUUGGGGCUGUCCCUGGCAGGAACCAUCGUCCUUCUGGCUGUCGGAAUUCCCCUUCUUACAGCUAUCAUUAUCAUAAUUCUUAUCAAUGUCCUUCAGAGAAAAACGAACAAUUGUUUACCCAGAAUUCUACAAAAUUGGGACUUCCUGCCAGAACCAUUGCACUCCCUGGAUCCACUAGACAGGGUUAUAACUAAGAUUACAUGGGUGUGCAUGUGUUGUAGGAGAAAGGACGAAUCCAUUUACGCCGAGGAGAACAGCCUCCAAGGGAAAUCAAACAGAGGAUUUGAAAUAACCGAAGAACAUCUAUGAUUUGUAUGAGAUGCCCAUUAUGGUGUUAAUCCAAAUAAUCAUUCCAAAUUUUGUACCAGGGUGAUGGUGUUGUGAUUAAAUGUGAUAUAUAAAUAGAUUUACAUUUUUCUCACUAGAAGGUAUACUUAUCGUGCUCGGACGUGUUAAUGUGAAGUACAUGUUUAAUAUGAAAUACAUACCGUUAUCGAUAGGAUGUGGUCAUCAUACUGAAUUCGAUACCCUUGUCGAUAAAAAAUAUUAUAUUAACAAGCGUUUAAAAAAACGGGUAUUUGAUACAUUAUAUGCAGAAAAAUACAUCGCACAUCGUAACAUAUCGUAAUAAGAUGCAAAUAGGCCAUUAAAACGUGACAAUUAGAAGUCAAAGGUUGAAAGUAAGCAUGAUGGUCAGAUGUUGUCUUGACAAUAUAAACAGACUUUUGGUAAUGCCACUCAUCACAAUGAUUGUUGGUUCUAUUGUCACUAACCCUAUUGUUAUUGAGACAUUGGUCACAAAUGCGGUAGGUUACGUCAAACUAGGGUCAAUACGUUAAGUACGGCAAAUUACACCUUACGUCUUCGCUAGCCAAGGCUUCUGAUUACAUCAUACUCCACGCAAUCAGAACCCUUGGCUAGCGAAUAUGGGUAAAUUGAGCAUAGGCGUCUGCGUUGGGUUAGUACAUGCAUUUAUAGGAAAAAAUAUUAGCUCCAACUCCUAUGUAUAGCAGAGAAGGGGGUAAUAUUUGUUUUCAAUGAAUACUAACCAGAUGCAGGCGCCUGAGUUAAAGUACGAUUAGGAUCGCACAACUAUAUUUAACGCUAUAAUAGGGUAAAACCCGAUAAAUUACGUGUAGUUGCAAGUAUAUUGUACGUUCAAAAAUUGUGUUCGUGUCUAGGUAUCUUUUGAAAAUGUUUUUAAAAAAUCGCCACUCACAGCUCUCCCAAGGUUUUACAAAUUAUUUGGAAGUUUAACUAUGUCAAUAUACAGAGGAAAGUUUGUUAAAUUACGCUGAAGUAGGUUAGCAGGGCGCAAGAAUAUGACACUACCUCGAUUUGACAUUUGGCUUCAGUUUAUAUGACAGCUAGUUUUCGUCGAUGAAGCAGAAAACGCUGAUGAAAUACUUACUUACAUUGUUGGAGUAAUGAAAUACUGUGCUGUGCGCAACCGGAAUAGUAAGUCGCAAAGUAUUCAACGAGACCAUUUCAGCGUUUCAGUGAUAACUUUUUCGAAACACCUGGUUAUUAUUUUUUUAUCUAAGUGUUAAUCUGCUUUAGCACCUCUUGUCCAUAAUCUGUAUUGUUUCGUCGAAUUAGAAUUCCGUAUUCGUUUAAUACGUGUCGGCAUCUCCUCGUGCAAUUCAAUACUCUCUGCCAAUGUCUGCAUUCAGGAUCAGCGAUCAGUUUCACGACGCCGUCCUUCCUGUACGGACUGAAGGUUAUUCUGAUAGACGUUCAUGCAGUGUGAUGUCUUACAUUUAGAAGGAAACUUUUAUUAGGUGUGUUCAGAAAUGCAAAAUCGACAUACAAGGGAAUACGAAUUUAGUACACGUAAUAUGAAGACAGUAUAUUAUAUUAUACCGUUGGUUUGUCCUUGUAGGACUCGUCGGUGAAGCUAGGGACCGAUGGUCAAAGGCGCGGAUUCAAUAUUUUUUUGAAAUAUUUAAAUGAGAAUUUAAUUUGGCAUACAGGUUAAGCAUCACGUUCGCCUAUGACUGAAAACUAACAAAUAUACUAUCUGUAUACCUAUGUAGAUGUGGUCAAUGACCAAAUCUAAUGCAUGUAAAUAGCAUUAUUAAGUGGUAUUGAUCAUCUCGCCUAUUACUAGAUAGAAGCGGUAGAAUUCAGUUUGUAAAAGUGACGUUAGUUUUCUUAAAUCAUUCUAGAAUAUUUCAUGAAAUACUAAUAUAACUAGAACUUAAAUUAUAUUCAAUAAUGCUUCGUCACAUUACUCUGGACAUUGAAUAAAAUUCUACAGAAUGUUUAACCAGUAUCUCUUUAAUUCUGUAUACAUAAGAUCUUAAACUUAUAUAACAAAGCAAGUCUACACAGCAAAUCACGUCAGAUAUAUCUAUUGUGUCGGUAAACGUUGUUGUCAUUAUAAUGAAAAUAUUACAUGUUAUACAUGAAAAAACAAACAGAAAUAGAUUAUCUUAAACAAUUGUCCUGUUUUAAGCAGCGUCAAACUGCAUAAGUUGGAUAAAUAUUUACGGUAAUCGGAAUGUAAAUGUAAACAGAUUUGUAUUUCAGUAAAAGUCUGCAUAGUAAGAUUAUCGGAAAUUCAAUAAUAUUCAAUCGGUCUACGGGCCAUGUGAAUUAGUUUUAGUAUUUCAGUAAAUUCUGCAUAUGAACAUUACUGGCAACGUAAAAUGGUGGAAAAUCUUAUUUAAUACAGAUACAUUGUAGUUUAUAAUAUAAUACCAUCAAUUUAAAACUGUUUUUAACUGUUUACCAAUUUGAAUACCAGGGAACAAUUAGACAGCUGGAUCUGGCCUGUUGUAAUCACAUUGUUAUGUUAACAUGCUAUGUACAUAUGUAGGAACUAUGGAACAUUGUACAUAAUAGUUUACGUUAAUGAUAAUUUUUGAAAUUAAAUCUCAAUUGGAAGGUU
Messenger RNA from Pecten maximus, 4324 nucleotides. RefSeq names its product sodium-dependent phosphate transport protein 2B-like. The record is from RefSeq and is a predicted model, not a curated record. Gene Ontology annotation, molecular function: sodium:phosphate symporter activity. Gene Ontology annotation, cellular component: membrane. The transcript has 7 exons. Gene Ontology annotation, biological process: sodium-dependent phosphate transport. The coding region runs from base 22 to 1740 and encodes 572 amino acids. NCBI's taxonomy places the organism in Eukaryota, Metazoa, Mollusca, Bivalvia, Pectinida, Pectinidae.